Messenger RNA from Coniophora puteana RWD-64-598 SS2, 1032 nucleotides. RefSeq lists its product as uncharacterized. Lineage: Eukaryota; Fungi; Basidiomycota; Agaricomycetes; Boletales; Coniophoraceae. The transcript is spliced from 7 exons. The record is from RefSeq and is a predicted model, not a curated record. Bases 1 to 1032 code for a protein of 343 amino acids.
AUGGCCAAGAAUGAAGUGUACCAGAGUAUCCUGCCUCCAGGGCUGUCCAAGACCUAUCUGGGUAUCCAAACGGGCUUCUACGCUUUCGCACUCGUUUUGACCGCGUUCCGGCUGUGGAUCCGUCGCGGGAGGUACUGGUGGGAGGACGUGUUCGCAUUGCUUGCUGGGCUGUUUUGCGUGUUGUGCAUCGUAGGCAUGUGGCUCAUGUUCAUUCCCCAUGCACCCAUGGUCGACCGUGCAUUCCAAUGGCUCGGCGUGGUCACCUUCGCAAACGUCGUCUGGUUCACGCGCACGAGCAUCCUCAUUUCCAUUAUGCGCAUCUCGACCAGUGCCCGCUUCUCGCUCCUCAUCCGCGUGAGCCUCGCCCUCUUCCUCGUGUUGUGGGCCGUCGAGUUUUCAGCGAAGAUGUGGCUCUGCGGGAGCAACCUGACAUACGCGUGUCAGACGACGCAGGUGUAUGCGGAUGUGAUCAUAAGCAUGGAUGUAGCAAGCACAUUCGUUCUUGUUGCUCUUCCGCUUAUAAUGCUGUGGAACGUCAAGCUCGCACGCAUACCCAAGACGCUCAUUCUUCUUGUAUUCGGCGUGGGCGUUAUAACCGCUGCCACGCCACUUACGGGUAUCACAGGGCAUAUCCAGUGUGCCGCCGACCUUACCGUGUGCAACUUCCUUGUCACCGUCACGUUCGUCUACCGCGUCAUCGAAGCUCACAAAGCCCGCGAAAUACGGAGCGCGUACAUGACUGACAAGGCGUCCGCGGCCAACCGGCCCCACGUAACGAGUUUGGACUUUGCCACCGCCAUCAGAUACACGAACGACCUCGUCGAGGGGCUCGACAUGCUCACUACCGUUGACCUCGGCUCGGUGAACUUCGAUAAUGACUCGGGGCGUGAAAACGGUCAUGGGCGUUCGACGAUAGCUUGGGAUCCUGCAUGGGACAACAACGGUACACGGACGGGCCGGACGAGGGGAAGAAGCGGGACGGGGACGAUGCCUAGCAGUGAGGCUGCGAGUCGGGAUCCGCUGCGUUGCUGA